Paramisgurnus dabryanus is the source of this 1187-nucleotide messenger RNA. NCBI's taxonomy places the organism in Eukaryota, Metazoa, Chordata, Actinopteri, Cypriniformes, Cobitidae. The record is from RefSeq and is a predicted model, not a curated record.
GAAGUUAUUUGACACUGGCAGUGGAUUUGGACAUGGUGUUUUCUUCGACAUGCGCUCGCUGUUUGGGCUGAUCGCUGUGGUAGUGACAGCUACUUUAUACCUUUACAUACUAUCCUCUCGUCUGCCCCCUGGACCUCAGGUAACUAAACAGAGCAAUGAGGAAAACACGGACAAAUCUGUUGAUGACAACCAGCAAAGUGAAAUGGAGACUUCUUCCUCCAGGUUAAAGUUCCCAUCAAACCUGGAAGAACUGAAAGAGAUGGCCGAGUUGUUGCGGUUUUAUAAGACAGAGCACACUGGAUAUGUUUUAUUACUCUUCUGCAGUGCCUACCUCUACAAGCAGGCUUUUGCCAUACCCGGCUCAUCAUUUUUAAACAUUUUGGCUGGAGCUUUGUUUGGAAGGUGGUAUGGUCUUCUGCUGGCCUGUGUUCUCACCACAUUUGGUGCUACUCUAUGUUUUCUCCUGUCGCAGGCAUUUGGCAAGCAACGCAUUGUGAGACUUUUCCCUGAUAAGGUGGCCAUACUGCAAAAGAAGGUUGAGGAAAACCGAAGCAGUUUGUUUUUUUUCCUGCUGUUCCUGAGAUUCUUUCCCAUGAGUCCAAACUGGUUCCUAAAUGUGACGUCCCCAAUACUGAAUAUCCCAGUCACUCUCUUCGUCAUGGCUGUCUUCAUUGGCCUGAUACCGUACAACUUCAUCUGUGUCCAGACGGGUUCAAUGCUGUCUGAUAUUUCUUCUCUGGACGACUUGCUCUCUUGGACUGUAGUGUUGGAGUUGCUUCUAAUUGCCUGUGCUGCACUGUUACCUGGAGCUCUCAUACGUCACUACAGCAGAAAACAUCUCCACCUAGAUGGCCUUGAAACAAACGGACUCGACAAAGACAAGAAGGAAAGAUAAAAGACAAUGUGGGAGCAUUGUUUUAAACUUUUUGGUCACUUGGCUGCUGUUUGCAUUUAAGAGCAUUAAAAUUUGGAGGGAUUAUUGGAGAAUCUCUUUCGUGGACUCUUUUAAAGUUUUUAUCAAAAAUGGAAGUGUAAUUUUUAUGUGUCAUCUACUCAGGAGGCUACUGUCAUUUAUUAGCAUAUAUUUUUGGAAGUUAUGUAUAUGUAAUGUUGUUCUCUGAAAUGUUAAUCCAGCCUUUACUGUACAAAUCAACAGAGAAUAUAAACAUUAUUACGUUUUCAAAUAC